AUGUCGGGCCUCAGCGCGUUGGAGCUGCCGCCGGAGGCACUCCACGCUGGGGAUACGGUCGAGUAUUUCUACCGCGCCUACGUCUGUGGCGACCGCAGAGGGUAUCGCCGCGCCGUCGUCACUCGUGCUGACGGCGGUGCCGACGUUGACUUCCCCGUGGCGGUAAACACGGGGGAGCCGAUCCCGAGGGGCAUGAUGCUCAAGAGAAUGGCAGACUGUUUCGGCACCCCCACCCGGGGAGACCAAGUGGCGGCCAGCGCGCUGAAUAGUUCCCUGCAAGCAGCAGUCGUAGCGGCAUACGAGGCCGUUUGUGAAGAAGGUGAACAUGUACUGGAGGAGAUUGUGCCGAAAACGCCACACAGCAGUGCGAGCAGCUCUCCUAACUCGCUCACAUACCAAGAGCCCGUGGUACCGCCCAGCACCCCACCGCGAGUAACUACUACGGAUUCAGUCCAUGCUGGAGGGUCUACGGAGUUGGAUGCAUCUUUUCCAAGUGAGGGAGAAUCUGGACUGAGAGAGAUAAUUGACCUAGUCUCUACCGGGGAGAGCAGCGGCAUGCUGUCCGAUUCCGACGCUGCUGACUACGUCCAGGCGAUACCUAACCGACAUGCCCGCGACAAGAUCCGCCACCAAGCAAAGAAGAAGAGGGAACAGUGGCUAGUUCCAAGAUCUCGAAAACGCAGACACCUGGCAAGAUGUGCGGUGACGAGGAGCGGCUCCAAGAUAUGCCACGAGAUGACGGUCAAGGCGGUGAAGUUUAACGAACUGACUGUAGCAUGGCCACCGGAGAUCGAGAAGAUCACCACGUGCAAGCACAACGGCGUUAAGUUUCCAGAUAUUGGAAGCCUGGGCGCCUUUUGCAGCAACGCACCUCGCACACUAAGCUCGUUGAAGCUGUUCGAUACGGGCCGUGUGGGCCUUGGCGUGUACACGACCACGGCUCUCGAUGUCGGAGACGUGCUGGGAGAGUACCGUUCCAUCAAAAAUAACUACCUCUACGUCGACGCCCAGCGAUGUGGAUCGAUUACGAGCUUGAUCUCUCACUCCUGCGAGCCGAACGCUGCCUUUGUGGAGCAGCAGACGCGCUCUCGCGUCCGGAUGUUCGUGAAGAUGAUCAAGGGCGUUCAGCCAGGCGCACCGAUCACCGUGCACUACGGCAGCGAGCGGUGGUUCAAGUGCGACUGCGAUCGCUGCUCGAAGGAGCCGAGCGGAAUUGAAGAAAGCAGUGACGGCGA
Phytophthora nicotianae INRA-310 is the source of this 1235-nucleotide messenger RNA. RefSeq lists its product as hypothetical. Gene Ontology annotation, molecular function: protein binding. The transcript has 5 exons. Lineage: Eukaryota; Oomycota; Peronosporomycetes; Peronosporales; Peronosporaceae. The annotation marks the transcript as partial. The record is from RefSeq and is a predicted model, not a curated record.